This is a messenger RNA of Schistosoma haematobium, 7934 nucleotides long. RefSeq names its product SWI SNF, matrix associated, actin dependent regulator of chromatin, sub e, member 1, variant 2. Gene Ontology annotation, molecular function: nucleosomal DNA binding; nuclear receptor binding. NCBI's taxonomy places the organism in Eukaryota, Metazoa, Platyhelminthes, Trematoda, Strigeidida, Schistosomatidae. Gene Ontology annotation, cellular component: SWI/SNF complex. The transcript has 6 exons. The record is from RefSeq and is a predicted model, not a curated record. Bases 1686 to 4550 code for a protein of 954 amino acids. Gene Ontology annotation, biological process: negative regulation of DNA-templated transcription.
GGCGGUACAUAGCUUUCAUUUUCGUGUCCGAGGCUUUUGGUAUUCUAUCAUUCUCGGUCGACACGUUUGUAACACUAUCAUUCUUAUCGUUUUAUAUAUAUAUAUAUAUAUAUAUAUAUAAGCUCACUACUUGGUUUUUUGUCAAUGACGGUUUUCAUCAUAAGUUCUUGGCCACAGCAGAGAUCCAUUUGACAUACAGUAUUAUAAAUGUCUAUUAUAAAUGUUAGCAUGACAAAUAUACACUCAAAAUCAGCUCGGAAAUAAUUAGCUGCAUAAUCUUUGUUGUGUUACCAGCUUUUGAUUCAGAGUUGCGACAUUUUGACUGUACCAGUCAAGUUGCGGUUUCAGAUUUCACUGCUUUCAGUAUCGUCUUUACGUACGUGAUGUCGCUCGAAUUAUUCUAGAAGCGUUUUGUAAGUGACUAAUGUGGUCCGUAGAUUAAAUGCUACUUCCAUUCCGGAUUUGUAGUAGUAUUUAACCUCAAUUUAACCUCCAACGCUAGACACAUCGUAUUAAGCUGACUCUGUGAAGUGUAGCAGUUAUAUUAUACUAAGCAAACCAUAAAUCACGUCCUGUGUCACUUAGUGCAGACUCAUUCAAACAGUUGUGGAUGGAACUAGAGGGGCUUUCGAUUAGAUGACUUCCGUACUUAGCAGCAUUAUGUCACCGGUUCCUUCAAGCUGGGAGCGAUAUACAUUUGACACUAGAAAAAUAAAUGACAUAUGAAGUCCCUGGGUAUAUAUAAAGUUUAUUCCUAAAGAACUGGCAAGCUUUUUGGACUGCCUUGUCAGGCAGCAAACUCUAACACUACUACUCGUGAAGAGGUGUGCCUCCAGUUUAGUCUACUGUGUUAUGCCCUAAUAUCCGAGCAUCACCUAAACUCCGCGUUAUGACAGCUUAAGUAGCGGACGUAAGUCUGUUACAUUGUGGGGUGUCGCCAUGAUCUAAUUAAAAAAAUGAGAACAAUCCUUUGUUAUCAUGAUUUUCAUCUUUUACAGACGCCUCUCUAGUGAUUUAUACGAUUACGAUAGGAUGAAAAAUCAUUUCUCUUGAUUCAGCCAUCCACUGCUUUGUUUCUAGUAGUUGUAGUUCGUUCAUUGAUCGUCGAUUCGCUGGCAUAUUCGUGUAUAGAUAUGGCAAGCUGUUGUAACAUACGUUUAGUGGUACAAGACUGAUCGUAGUUAUUCCUUGAUUUUGUAUGUCACUAAAUUCAAUAGGAUUUACCUUACUAGGAUAAAGGUUUGUACAUUGUAAUGGGACAAGCCUAAAAACGACAGGAGUUCUGAUACUGAUCACUCCUGUAUUUGUUAACGGUCGACCCUAAAUAGAACCUGUUGCUGCCAAGCUAAUUCACUCGUUUCUUGAUUUGGCACCCUAAAACUUCACAGCUGAGUAAACUUUCAGUCUAGUAGGUGCUUUGUAUAGAAACGUAGCAAAAGCAUUCUGUCCACUUAGUGUGUUAGCCGUUAUUACCUCUUGUAUCGUGAUUGUAUGCAGGUCCAUAGUUCGUUUCAGAUUCAACGGAUAUAAUAGAUCCACUAGUUCUCACUCAAAGUACAUAGUUUUGUAUUUAUUUUUAAAAUGGUAAGGUAGUCUUUACGUUUUUUUUUUGUUUUAAUUUUUAGGAAGCUAAGUCAUAUUAUUUUCAAUCUCCACAUAAUAAUAGUACAUUCCAGACCAUUAGAAUGAAUUCUAAGAGUGAUAUGCGUGUCCCUAAACCUCCCAAACCUCCUGAAAAACCAUUAAUGCCGUACAUGCGCUACAGCCGAAAAGUUUGGGAACAAGUUAAAAACUCGAAUCCACAUCUCAAGUUGUGGGAGGUUGGGAAAAUUAUUGGGCAAAUGUGGCGUGAGCUCCCUGAUGAUGAAAAAAUACUAUAUGUCGAAGAGUACGAUGCCGAGAAAACUCAAUACACGGAAUUACUACGGCAGUACCAUAGUUCGCCAGCAUAUCAGGCUUGGUUGGUAGCGAAGGAAAGAGCUGAGAAAAGCAUGGAGGAACAAGACCAAGGGCGCAGGCAAUCAAUUUUAAGGUCGAGAGAUCGUGGGAAUGAACUUCCUCAGGGUGAUUUGAGGGAGUCAUAUAUACUGGAAGAUAACGAAGAAGAUACUGAAGACCAAUUCACUGCGAAGCAUGUAGCAGCCGCUCGUUUCCAGAGAAACCAUCGUCUCAUGCAAGAAGUUUUAAGUGAUACGAGACUCCCUGAUCCUGGUCAACUAAUCACCCAAAGCCGUCUUAACACGCUGCGUCUGCAAGUAGAGCAACUGAAAAACCACAAGCGCAAUUUAUGUCAAGAGAUUGAAGGGUGCGAAGCAAGACAUCAAGCCAAAGUGCAGCGCAUUCGUGAAGAAUCUGAACGUUUUCGAUUAGACUAUCAAAAAAUAACGACAACAAGACCAGUUAUCACUGAGUCUCAGUUUGCCGAUAUGAUAAUUAAAGCGAAGUACGAUAUGCAGCGUGAAGAAGAGGAGCGUAAGACUCGUUAUUUGGCGGAAUUAGAAAUCAGACGCAAGCGUCAACAGCAGCGGCAGCAGAGAGAAGCGGAGCUACUGGAAUCUGAACGCAGACGUCAAUUACUACAUCAACAACAGUUGCAGCAAGUUCAUAUGAGACCAAAUCAGGCAGCCCCACCGCACAAUGACCCGAAUAUUCAAUUUAUUGACCGCUCAUUAGAAAGACUGAUAACACAGGACAAAAGAGAAGAUACGAGUUCACAACCCCCACAAAAGUUGCCUUCUGCUUCAGCCAAUUUAUUGUGUCCUGCAAAUCAUCCGAAAGCAGCUUCAGAAAUUGGACAUGAAAUCAACCCAGGUUUGUAUGCUGGAAUCGGAAAUACAUUCACACAACCAGUUACUCAAAGUUCAUCGCAAAGGUUUCCUCAGUCCGGUCAUACCCAGCACCACUAUCCACCCCCAUUACAUUAUGUGCCCAACGCCGCGACACCGGCAAAUCCACCCGUUUUAAUUCAUCAGCGUAGUCCGGUCCCACAUAUACAACAAGCAGCACAAAAUAACACAGGUAAACCAAAUACAGUAUCUUUAGGCCGUACCAAAAAAGUUCCUUCAUCUGCAUCUUCUACUUCAUCGGCCUCUUCUGCUUCGUCAACGUCGUCAAAAAAGAAAAAGGUUGAUUCUGACCUUGUUAAAGAUGCUGCUGUAACCACAACUAGUCAGGAUAUGCGAGAACGACCUAUCUCUCGGUCUGGCGAAGGAGUAGUCGAUCAGACUAAACCUGGUGACUUUGAUAUGACUCCUGGACAGUCCAACGAAUUUCAGCAAGGGUCCACAACCCAAUCAAGGCAACUCAUUACUUCUCAAUAUCAACAAGCCCCAGCUCUUGCUAACCCCGUUGUUCCAGCGCAAAUUUCGGGGGGUCCAGUGCAGACACCCUACUGCUACGAAAUUGGCAUUGGGAAUCCGCCGAACCCCACUUUGUCUGCUGGCAGUUAUUAUCAUCAACCUGUCUCCGUUUCUAAUCCUGUGGGCUACUCUCAUCCUCGCCCUCAGUUUUCACAACACACUCCUUACAAUUCCGUACAGUAUCAUCCAGUUCCACCACAACCAUCUGCGGAGCAUCCACCUCCCCCACCAAUGUAUAUUCAGCACAUGCCACAACAGUCUCAUGUUCCUCAGCUCGUCCCACCGAUGGUAGGUCCCACUCAACAUACUUCAAGUCAUAUUCCACCCCAGCAACAUAACUCAAAUAACUGGCAUCAUGGUGCCCCACCACCGUAUUCACCACAUUAUGGUCCUCCCCGUUACCCAGUCGUAGGUGGCUCAGUGGGAUACCCAAUGCAGACUCCGAGAAAUUUCGGUCCCAAUUCCAGCGGUUAUUCAAUGCCUCACUAUCUUGUUGGUCAAAACGGCCCUCAAACUCAUCCACACCAAAAUAUUUCAUCAGUACCUGUUUCUAUCCAGGACAGUCCUGCUGCUUCUCAGCCAAUUCCGGCACCACCACCGUAUCAACAACAGCAACAGCCAAAUUCUGUCGUCAGUUAUUGGCCUACACAACAACAAGUACCUCCAGACUAUGUUCAGAGUCAACAUCCAUCUCACUACAUGCCUGGAUCUCAGACUGAGCCAGUCGUUCCAAAUCAACAAACUCUGUCAUCUGUUGAUAACGUCCAUCCGUGCUCUACUAUGUCGGUGUCCUCUGCAGACGUUGGUAUGGGUCAGAUGGUAUCUAACCAGUCUCAAGGAGCCAAUAUUUAUUAUCAAGGUUGUCCUGUACCACCAUAUACCCAUGGUAGUAAUGUGGGGCCGAGUGGUUUUUAUUCUGUACCAUCACAACAUUACACGCCUCAUCAACACAGUGGUCAUUCUUGGUCUGGUUAUUCUAAUUCUGGUCCUUCCCAAGUUCCAGCCUAUCCACAAUCACAGCAACAUACACACCACCAGUCGCCUCAAUGUAGUACGGGUGCUUCUUAUCCUAUUCCCCAAAUAUCAACAAAACCGGAUCAAACUGUGGCAAAUGUUCCUUCGGAUAAUUCAACUAGCGUUGGUGCCUCUGGAGGUUCUAACAGUCGACCACCAUCUACAAAUGACAAAUAACUUUUUAUGUUAAUUUUGAAGUCCCAUUAUCUGUCUUAAUAUUUUGUUUUUAGUAGUGUAAAUUAUAUUUCCUAAACGCCCAAUUUUAUUUUUAGAACUCAGUCUCAGUGAUUAGUUUGCCGUACUAUCGAUUACUGAUCUUUGCCCAUAAUAACGUCAGGUCGACUAAACGUUUCUGCAAUUGAAGGUCAACGUUUUGCUUCAUUUCUUUAUGAGGUAAUAUUAAUCAAGAUAGUCAGAACUAUAAAUAUAUAUGUAUGUUGAUAUGUCGCGACGACUCAGUUUAACUCUAUUGGUUGGGAUACUUGUUAUUUUAUGUUUAGCUGUACGAAGCUUAUCGAUUCGAUAACGAUAAGAACAAGCGAAUGGCAUUUCCGGUGUAAGUUGUACUAGGACAGUACGAAACUUAUCUAAGUAUUGCGUGUACCAAUUUCUUAGUAUAUAGUGUUUUGAUGUUGUCGACUGCUUAGUGACUCAACGUUGGGAUACAUAUUUCUGGUGUAUAAAAUAUGUCAUUAAGACUGCAUAUUGUCACCUUGAUAACAGUCACCCGGAUACUUCAUUGUUAGUCUUAGGCUAUAUGAAAGAAUAGUAUUGAAAUCCAAAAAUGAAAGUGCACACUUAAUAUUCAUAUUUUCUUUAUCUUAGGAAAGUGUGAACUCAGUUAUCUCAUAUUCGUCACAAUAAACAACGCCAUUGUUAUUGAACGUGGCAAGAUUAGUAAACAAUUCAGCUACUCCAAGAUAUACAGCCAUUACGGAGACACCAGUAUUAACAUCCCAGCAUCUAUCCAUAUUCUAAUUUUAUGUGCUCUUGUAACAAGUAGCCCAUAGCUACUUUGGAAAUGCUGUUUGUUGGACCCGACGGGACCGUUUAUUGCUUCGAGUUUCGUAUUCAUGCAUGAGAUCAGUCCAUGAUAUAAAUUGCAGGUUUUCACUUGUUACCAUUACACACCCAACUUGUGCUAGUUUCGACAGAUUGGUAUGUGUCUGCCAUGUGAACUAUGACCGAGGACAACAUAAGCCGAUUCGUCACCACUGGUUCACUGAAGUGGGUCAUAGUCACCUCUUGUGACGAAAUUUCCUUUAUUUGAAGGAUAAAAUCCGUUAUUAGUUGCUUGGCUAAAAUUCAUGUGGUGUUAAAGUCAUAAUAACAGUCUGCUACCACAACGUUGAUUCUCACUAGCGUUAACUCGUAGUUCAGAACUUCUCACUUCGAGUUAGAACUUGAAAGAUGAACCUAAAAAUUAGCAGUGAAACGCGAACUUGUUCCUUAUCCCAGUUAGCAUCAACGGUUGGAUUAAAAUUCACUGUGGCGACCAAAUAGGACUUGCGCGUGGCGUAUGCUUACGGGGAGUGGUCUCCAUUUCUAUAUUAGAAUGACUAAACUAGUGCUGAAAUGCCUACGAAAUCAAAUAAUCCGACUUGAGGCGCUGGCAAUCGCCGUUCUUUGUUGUGAAACAUUUGAAACGGGUCGUACUAAUAAUAACUUAGCCUUUGUGGUUCCAGAUAAAAGUUGCCUGGCGCAAAGACCUGGGUUUGCUCAAACAUUAGCGGUGCGGAAUUUCAAGUUGCAAGUAUGAGGUAGGAAAUUUUGCGGACAAUUACCGUGAACCCAUUAAGGAGGGACUUAAGCCAUAUGGUACCGACAUUGUAUAAUGGGUGAUAAUGACAAGGUGGAGAGACGAAUUCGCUACUGUGCUUACAAAUAUUCUACAUUAUCUGGUUCUAUUUUACAGGGUCCGGCCAUGAUGAUUUUAUUUGUGUUAACUCAAAUUGAUCUUAAAUCCCUUCGAAGGAAUAUUACGUUUAAUAACUUCAAUCAUGAUUGACGUUACUAUUGGCAUGCAUGCCAACUAAUUCCAGUUUGGCGCACCUACCCAUACUAAUAGCAUUAAAAUGAUAGUUAGAAGUACCCUACGUAAAUGCAUUAAUUAAAGAGGAAUUAAAGACCGUUCAGAAAAGAAAAUCCUCUUUCCGGUCAUAUCAUUUAUUUAGGUCAGUCGUAAUUAAAAAAUAAAAUAGCCUACUAAGAAACAACGGCUUUAUGCAACUCCUUAAAUCAAGAUGGUUGCGUGUCAACUGAGAAGUUAAUGGAAAGUAUUAAAACGAAACCAGUUGCAUGGAGUACCACUGUCCAUUCGACAAGUAGGAGAAAGGUAAAGAAUGAAUUUAGAAAACGAAGGUGAUAGCUACAAAGAAUAUAAGAGUAAAACCAUUUGAAGGAAUUACGGACGAACUUACCGUGUAUGAAAAAAUUAAGUUAGGGUCACGGUAAAAUUAGAGCUCUUAAGUAUCACUUCUGCACACAGUUCACUUUUAAAACAGCCCCUAAGUGAACUACCUGCUUCGUCUGGGCGCCCACACAGUAUCACACACAUAAAAUGAUGUGACAAUAAUUACUGGGAAUACUGUUCUCGCUUCAAUUAAAAUUCAGAAAAUUCACAUCCAUUUGGUAACACUGAUUUUUGUUGUUGAUAUAUUACAUCAUUUAUCUACUCUCUUCUAUUCUCACCCUGUGUAUUCUUGUUUUCCAAAUUAUAGAGCAGCUCAUCUAUUGUAGGAAACCUGUCCUAUCUAAACGAUCUCGAGUCAUUGACCAAAUGCUUCCACCGAAUACGAAUACUGAAACAGUCUUUCUGGGUUCCUUCAACGUUCUCACACUAAUGCAGAUCAGACAAAAGAUAGGGCCGGUUAUGUCUUUAGAAAGUCCUAAUGCCGACGUCUGCUGUCUAUCUGACAUACGCAUUCAAGACCCCAGUGAAGUACUACAAAUUCGCUCUCCAUUCGUUGCUUCGAAAAUCUUGGUUUGAGUGCGUUUAUCCCUAACCCUGUAUCAUCUUCGGCUGGUUUUGCUGGCGUUGGUAUAGCAGAGGCGCUAGUGCUGAGGUAGCACUGACCGAUCGGCUAUGUGCUGUUAGAUUAGAAAGUUCCACCAAAGUAAGUAGAAAUUGGUAUGAGAAACGAUGUCUUUUCGCCAUCUCCACCUAGGCACCGACAGAUUGCAGCCCUGACGCGAUCAAGGAUGAGUUUCGCCACAGGUUAACAGUUCUUCUACAGAAAGUGGCCUCGAUAGAUAUUAUAGUACUAGCCAGAGACUUGAAUGCUCAGGUCGGGCGUCUAGGCUUAGAAGAGAGUCGUUUAGGUGGCCAAUUGGAACUUGUUGGUCGCAGGUCAGAUAACAGGGACCGUCUAUUGCAGCCAGUCAGUCAGUUAGUAACACUGUACAACUUCGUACGUACGUACAUCAGUUCGAGUUCCCAUACUACAUUAUCACAGAGAUACAAUUGUCGAUUCAAAUUCCGUAGUGGUAGAGAUAGUUAAAGUAUAAGCAGUAAUCAGAAAGAUUAGGGUUUGAAGAUGUUAGUCGAGGAGUAUAAUCCAG